AUGCAACCGGAACCUUUUCCCCAUGACUGGGGCGGAGGACCACCACUUAGUCACACUUUACCGCAGUAUGUAAAUUCCGGGGAUGUCAUUGAUCGACAAACUCUGCUCAUGCGUGCUGUUAGCGGGACGAACGGGGUUGAACAGAGACUACCGUCGAACCCCUUUGUGAUAUUUAAAUCGGUACAAGCGGUCCUACAAUCUAAUCCAAAUAAGGUACUAACAGCAGUAAAAGAAGUUCGAGGAACAAGGUAUGUGCUACGCACAACAUCUAGAAAAGCAUAUCAAGCGUUGCUUGGCAUGAAAGCUUUAGCCAAUGGACAACCCAUCGAAGUCAUUCCACACCCUACACUUAACCUAGUUCAGGGGGUGGUAUACGAUCCUGACACGGUGAAUAUGAAUACUGACGAACUACUCGAAGAACUGAAGGAGCAGAACGUAACAGCGAUCAGACGUAUUACGAAACUAUUGGACGGAAAGGUAACGAAUACUCCACUUUCAGUAUUGUCGUUUGCGGGUUCUUUUCUCCCCGAAUUUAUUUACAUGGGCCUAGUUCGGACUAAGAUCCGCCCGUACUACCCUGCACCCAUGUUGUGCUACAACUGUGGCAGAUUUGGUCAUGGUAGCCGCUCGUGUCCCAAUCAACAAGUCUGCCUCAACUGUGGAGAUGAACAUCAGACGAGUAAAGAGCAACCAUGCAAAAAUGUGAGCAAAUGCAUUAAUUGCGAGGGAGAGCAUUCCACGCGAGAUCGUAAAUGCCCAACCUACCUUGAAGAAGAAGUGUGA
Molecule: messenger RNA, 783 nt
Organism: Topomyia yanbarensis
Lineage: Eukaryota; Metazoa; Arthropoda; Insecta; Diptera; Culicidae
Exons: 1
Coding region: 1-783 (260 amino acids)
Molecular function (GO): zinc ion binding; nucleic acid binding
Source: RefSeq, a predicted model, not a curated record